Cucurbitaria berberidis CBS 394.84 is the source of this 1992-nucleotide messenger RNA. Its product is annotated as thiamine diphosphate-binding protein. Gene Ontology annotation, cellular component: acetolactate synthase complex; mitochondrion. NCBI's taxonomy places the organism in Eukaryota, Fungi, Ascomycota, Dothideomycetes, Pleosporales, Cucurbitariaceae. Bases 159 to 1940 code for a protein of 593 amino acids. Gene Ontology annotation, biological process: L-valine biosynthetic process. The record is from RefSeq and is a predicted model, not a curated record. Gene Ontology annotation, molecular function: magnesium ion binding; flavin adenine dinucleotide binding; thiamine pyrophosphate binding. The transcript has 4 exons.
GGUCAACUCCGCUGUCCUCAGAACCGAGGGCAGUUAUGAGACGCAUAAUCAACAGUCGCAAGCCGCAGACUGCUCUAUCUUCUUCACCACGGACAAACCACCUACUUAACUCCUUGUGAUAGCCAUCAACAGCCACAACAACAGCUUGGACCGCAAUUAUGGUAUACACAGCGUCAUUCGCCUUCUUCGAGGCUUUGUGGGAGUAUGGAGUCAGCCAUGUGUUCGUCAACCUAGGAAGCGAUCAUCCCUCGAUUAUUGAAGCUAUUGUCAAAGGCCAGAAUGAAAAGAAGGGCCAGUUUCCCAAGAUCAUCACUUGUCCGAAUGAAAUGGUCGCGCUCUCAAUAGCCGACGGGUACGCUCGAUUAACCGGCAAACCUCAAUGCGUUAUCGUACAUGUCGAUGUCGGCACACAGGGCCUCGGUGCUGCGGUACACAACGCGUCUUGCGGACGGGCGCCAGUUCUCAUAUUCGCAGGUCUGUCCCCGUUUACCAUUGAGGGUGAGAUGCGUGGAAGCAGGACCGAAUACAUUCACUGGAUACAGGACGUGCCAGACCAGAAGCAGAUUGUGGCGCAAUACUGUAGGUAUACUGGCGAGAUCAAGACCGGCAAGAAUGUCAAGCAAAUGGUUAAUCGCGCACUAUCAUUCGCUAUGAGUGAUCCAAGGGGCCCGGUAUAUUUGUAUGGAGCGCGAGAGCCUAUGGAGGAGGACCUCACCCCAUAUAAGCUAGAGCUGGAAUACUGGCACCCAGUGGAGCCAACGGCUCUCCCGCCCAGUGGAGUCAAGACUAUCGCAGAAGCAUUAGUGCACGCACAGGAGCCGCUCGUGAUCACAGGGUACUCGGGCCGAAACCAUGCCUCUGUCCGAGAACUGGUACAACUAGCAGACAACAUCAAAGGAUUGCGAGUCCUGGAUACUGGAGGAAGCGACUUGUGUUUCCCAGCGAAUCACCCAGCGUGGCUCGGUCUGCGAUAUGGCAACGAUCCCAGCAUCAAGUCGGCCGACGUUAUCCUAGUCUUGGACUGUGAUGUGCCUUGGAUCAACACACAAUGCCAUCCGAAGGAUACCGCAAAGAUCUUCCAUGUCGACGUCGAUCCGCUAAAACAGCAGAUGCCUGUCUUCUACUUGAACGCCAUUCAACGCUAUCGCGCAGACUCGUACACAUCGCUAAGUCAGUUGAACGGUUACCUUGACUCGAAUCUCAAAGAGCAGCUAUCCACCCAGCAUUUCUCACAGCGAUGGUCAGCACUGCAAGAGUCACACAAGCAGAAGCUCGAAACCAUUGCCAGCGAAGCCAAGAUCGACAACAACGGUCAUUUCGGCACGCCAUAUCUUUGCUCGCAACUCAAGAAAUUCUGCCCAAAUGACACUAUCUGGGCCAUAGAGGCAGUCACACAGACCGGAUUUGUCGCAGAUCAAAUACAAGCUACUCUUCCCGGCUCGUGGAUUAACUGUGGAGGUGGAGGACUUGGGUGGUCUGGAGGUGGUGCCCUCGGGGUAAAACUCGCAACCAACACCGAAGGCCAGAAGCAGUUCGUAUGCCAGAUCGUCGGUGAUGGCACAUAUCUUUUCUCUGUCCCCGGCUCAGUCUAUUGGAUCUCACAGCGCUACAACAUCCCCAUCCUGACAAUCGUGCUCAACAACAAAGGCUGGAACGCACCACGAAGAUCCAUGUUGCUCGUUCAUCCAGAUGGCGAGGGUUCAAAGGUCAGCAAUGAGGAGCUAAAUAUCAGUUUUGCGCCAACUCCGGACUACUCGGGUAUUGCGAAAGCGGCCUCUGGUGGUGAGAUAUGGGCUGCGCACGCGAGUACUGCGGAUGAGUUGAGCAAAUUGUUACCGGAAGCUAUCAAGCAUGUGCUUGAUGGCAAAUCAGCGGUGCUGGACGCACAUCUGGAGGGCCCCGAGGGGAAGUAUGGGGGCGGUAAGGCUAAAUUGGGCUGAUUGUGUAUACUAAGACAAAUACGACAGCGUAUCAGCCAGCAGUUGUUGGGGG